Pararge aegeria (speckled wood butterfly) is the source of this 6312-nucleotide messenger RNA. It is a transcript of the gene Deaf1, whose product is annotated as deformed epidermal autoregulatory factor 1. Gene Ontology annotation, biological process: positive regulation of transcription by RNA polymerase II. Lineage: Eukaryota; Metazoa; Arthropoda; Insecta; Lepidoptera; Nymphalidae. Gene Ontology annotation, molecular function: DNA-binding transcription activator activity, RNA polymerase II-specific; RNA polymerase II cis-regulatory region sequence-specific DNA binding. The transcript is spliced from 5 exons. Bases 45 to 1541 code for a protein of 498 amino acids. The record is from RefSeq and is a predicted model, not a curated record.
UUCCUGCGUAAAGACAUCUUUUUUUAUAUUGUCAUGGCGAUCGCAUGCGGAAUGGACUUCAUUCCGGUGCGAUUGUGGAAUUUAGUCGUAUAAAAGGUUCUUGUGAUUCUUUCAAAAUUCGGUCGCUUCGCGAAGGAGUUUAUCGGGGCGGGCGGAGGAAAGUUAUGGCGGAGAAAAGAAGUUCGGACAACGUCGUUAUGCCGGACAUUACCGAAGUAACCGAACCCGAUCCUCUGUCGAACCCGGCCGAGCAUAAUGCCGAUUGCUCUGAUGGCGAUACGGUAUUGUCAACUGCGAUCAAGGCGGCUCGGCGGACAAGCGACUCAAAUGGCGUUGUUACGGUGCCCGUGUCUCUGCCGGUCGGUACGCUCAUCACAGGCACUACGUUUAACGUCAUAACAUCGGAUCAGUUGCAGCAUUUCAAGCCUAUGCUAUGUGUGGAUAACGGCUUCAUAUCAGGUGGUUCAGUGCCAGAAGAUAUAAAACCGACGCAUAUAGUAAUACAAAACUCUCCAUCGCCACCGACUGCUCGCGACAAAGAUCAGGAUGCACCAGCAAACUCGUCGCUUUCUAGCAAAUCAACGAGGAGUCGAUCAUGGGUAGAAACUGCGAAUAUGCCCAUUUUGCCUGUUAGAUGUAAGAAUACUUCAGCAGAACUUCAUAAGCAGAGGUUAGGAUCUGGAGGUCGAGGCAGAUGUAUAAAGUAUGGAAUACAAUGGUACACACCAAGCGAAUUUGAAGCACUUUGUGGUAGAGCAUCAAGCAAGGACUGGAAGCGCUCCAUACGCUUCGGUGGGAGAAGUUUACAGGCAUUAAUUGAUGAGGGUAUUCUGACUCCACAUGCAACUAGCUGUACAUGUGGAGCAUGCUGUGAUGAUCAAACUGCAAUGGGACCAAUACGAUUAUUCACCCCAUAUAAAAGAAAGAGGAAAAAUCAGGAAGGAACAGAAGAGAAUAAAAUAAAAGUGAAAUGCGAAAGUACACUCACUGAAGCUGAUGUUGACAAUAUUCACCAGACCAGCAGUAACAGUCAUUCUAAAGAAGCUUGGCAGACUAUUACAGAGGGACUAGACUCAAAUCCAGAUUAUCAGCUAUUGGCAAGUCCAGAAAUGACUACAGGUGGUCCAGAUAUGACCAAAAUAAUAAAGAGAUUGGAAGACAUUGGCCAGACUCUAAUUCAUCUUUCCAGUGAAUUAAAACAGUGUGUUGAAGAAGUAAGAAUUGUCAGUGCCAGACAAUUGGACAGACUUGAGCAAGAGCGUGCAGCCUUAAUGCUUGAGAGUGUGGAUACUGCCGUAGACGCAGAACAGGUGUCACUGCAUAGUGUUGAUGAAUCACUCUCAAAAAAGUGUGCUAACUGCAACCGUGAAGCAUCAGCUGAAUGUUCCUUAUGCCGAAGGACGCCAUAUUGCUCUACUUAUUGCCAGAAAAAAGACUGGGCAUCUCACCAAAUUGAAUGCCUACGAACUGUUCCAACCAUUCAUUCGGACAGCCAGCAGCAUCAAUCCAUAAUGCUUAUUGUAGAGAGUCAGCAUCAGUAGUAUACCAAACUUAAAGGUUAGAAUAAUGUUAUGCUCUUUAGUAUGGGAUAUUCUCAAUUCAAUGAAAACUUUAAUAAUAAUCCAUAAAUUUAUAAAUAACUUUCAAUUUAAAGUAAUAAUCAUUUAGGAAUAAAUUAUAAAAAAAAGUGUUAAUAAUUAUGUUUUUAAAAGAUUCUCUAAAUUUUGAGGGAUUCCUUAAUUUCAUUGUAACUACACUGUGCUUGUUUGUAUAAUAGUAGGUUUGUUUAAAUAAAAUUUUAGAAUGAGUAUGUUACAUUUAAGUUUACUGAAAUGUUACCUUUUAGUAUUUGAAGUGAUUCUUUUCUAAGCUUCGUAUCACUUCCUAAGUAAUUCUGAGUCACCUGUAGUGUUGCGAUUACUGCUUUGUCUUUCUUUAUUUAUAGACUAAUAAUUAUGGUGAUCAUUACCAAUUUUCGUUUUUCAUCUGAUAGCCCAAUUCUUGAGGCUAUAUAACUCCUAAAAUGUCACCUUCACGAGAGUUUAUAUAUAAGCAUCGAAAUCUUAAUAACAGGACACUAGAAAUGAUGUGUCGUCGCGAACGUGACUAAGAGCACACCAAUUUGUUGAUGUUUUCUAUACUUAACCGCCUGCGAAUUAGGUGUUAAAGGGCAUUUCUAGUAUUUUGAUAUUAGAAUUUCUAAGUGGGAAGUGAGUAAUUCUGAGUCACCUGUAGUGUUGCGAUUACUGCUUUGUCUUUCUUUAUUUAUAGACUAAUAAUUAUGGUGAUCAUUACCAAUUUUCGUUUUUCAUCUGAUAGCCCAAUUCUUGAGGCUAUAUAACUCCUAAAAUGUCACCUUCACGAGAGUUUAUAUAUAAGCAUCGAAAUCUUAAUAACAGGACACUAGAAAUGAUGUGUCGUCGCGAACGUGACUAAGAGCACACCAAUUUGUUGAUGUUUUCUAUACUUAACCGCCUGCGAAUUAGGUGUUAAAGGGCAUUUCUAGUAUUUUGAUAUUAGAAUUUCUAAGUGGGAAGUGUUUGUAUUGUAAUUUAUGUUAUUGUAUAAUGUACAAGUCAUGUUGUACGGAGUGAAUAAGGUGCAGGAUUUAUUGGUUUGAACUACCUAGUCUCGGGAACCACCAGUCAGAUUUGAAAAGUCCUUUUUGUAUUUGAUAUCCCAAUUCUUGAUAAAAGUUAAAGGUUAUUUUUAAAAUUACGCUACGACCAUUAGGAGGCGAGCGAACGACUAGUCAUCUUUAAAUCGCUAUACUCUCAAAUACUUCUAUUAAUAAUGUCUUAAUAGUAGCUCGGAAAUACAUAGGAAGCCCUGUCACUGACUGAGACAUCUUCUUUUACUUCUAUGGCCAAUUUUCCGCACUUCAGUACUUGACUUGUUGUAUGGCGAAUAUCCCCGUUGUUGUUGCCUCAAGCAGGCUGCCCAGGUUGCUAAGUUAGUUUAUUAGGUUGAUGGGUUUUAGCCCCUUUGUUUGCCUAGCAUAUGUUUGUUUUGGUUUAGGAUUAUGAUUGUUUUGCUUUCAACGUGCUUUUUCCAAUGAGAUUGCAGCGUGCCCGCGUGACUCCCAGAGUUCCAGAAAUUUUACCUCACUCAACAAAGAAGGUACGUGUUGAUAAGGUUUAGAGAGUUCAAGUUUAGAGAGUUCUGGGCUCUUGAUAUUGUCACUCAAAACAGUAUAAUAUAAAAAUUAUAGUUUUAUCCACUAAGUUUGAUUGUUUUUUGUUUUUUUUUUUUAUUUUUUUGUAUAUUUUUUCACGAAUUUUUAAAUGGUUUUUAUGCGGUCGGUUUUUUUUGUUUUUUUUUACACGAUAUAUUCACUUCCUUAUUAGAAUUAGAAGACGGUAAAUCUAGUAAUAGAAUAUGAGGGAGAACGGGCAGAAGCGUCGUUCGAAUCAACUUUUACCGUUAUAUUGCUAAUAUAGUUGUAACCGAAAACCUAACGUUAUUUAUCAAUAUUCUAUUCAACAAUAAUUAACAUAGAUCGUUCAAUUUUAUUACUGUCCUUUCUUAUUUGACACUCGCAAGGUUAAUACAAAUCGGUUGACAUAACAUUGAUCAAAAUCGGUCCACGCGUGGGGCUUUUAGAACGCCACAUAGACCAACAUAGACCGAUAAACGCAUUACGCUGUCUAGUGCAGUCAGGUAAAAAUACUUGGUAUCUGAUUUUAAUUGAUGCUAGUGGUAAAUCUAUUAAGGUUUUGUACCUACAAAUAUUGAUUUUAGCCAUUGUUAAGAAUGCUUAGGUUUGUAAGUAAGAGACAAGCUGUCGCCCUCUUUUGGUUUUUAUUGUUCUGCCCAAUAGGUGCGCGUCGCUAUGUACCGAGAGUAGUGCGUUCAUGUAAAUGUUAUACUGACAUCCUGUUAUAAACUCACUUUCGUCUCUUCAGCAAUAAAACGACAAUUUUUUAUUUGUUUCUUUGGUAACUUCUGUCGCAAGUCAGUAUAUACUUUUUCAACUUCCAAAGAUUUUUUCCGCAUUAUUUACGAUCUUUAGUUAAAGCUUUCCAUACAUUUUUGUAUUUCACUUUGUUAAGUACAAUAGGCAAGCUCUUAAGAGUAUCGGAGUAGAGGGAAACUAUUAAUGCUGCUAAACCACGUUCAUGAUACUGUAUUUUAAAAUACGAGUGUCCUAUGAAUUACCGGGCACUGAAAGCAGAAAGGAAAACUUAGCGAUACAUUUUUAGAAGCUUACUUGAGUCGGUACUUAACAUGAAAAAGUAAAGAUUAAUUUUAUGUACAAUAAUCGUUCAUCCUUAUCAAAAACACCGAACUGCAUAAUUUAGGGAGAACUAACUUUCGUGAGGGAUGUUGGCAGUUUUCUAAAAUAACCAUCCUGGAUAUAAUAUUAUGUUACACAUAUAAUAUUAUAUGGAGACAUACAUGUCAUGUUAUUCAACUUGUAUGAACCUAGUCUUCUUAUACGAUAACAACGUUGCGUAGUACCUAAUUUUUGCAUCCCUACAUAAGCCCCUGUUUUAACAAAUAAAUACAGCAAAGAUGAAGCAAGCAUAGUAUAUUAGUUACCGAAAAACUAAACUAAACUUUUCUGUGACGCUUGCUGAACGUUUUAACCAUUUUUCUGUGAAUCCACAAAAUUAUGAUUUCUCUUAUUACUAGAUUAUCAAGAAAUCCGUGGACCAUUUUAUUUGCCACUAAUCAACGUAAUAGUGUAAGAUACAAUUGUUUAGUUGUUAUAGUACCUAGGUAUUAAAAUAAAACUUUUUGAAUGUUGUCAUCAUAACUAGCAGUAUUUAUUAGGUUAUUGUCACUGUUUCAUGUUUGUCUUUCUAUCAUUGUAAUUUUUAUGCAUGUAUGAAAGUACGGUAAUAAGUAAGGUUAUUUGAGCAUGCACACUUGUAUGAAACUUACUUAUGAUACUUAAAUGGUAGCUUGUUCUACGUUUAAAAUGUUACUUAAUCAAACAAAAUAUUUACAAAUUAUUAACCGUUAUCGUAGGCACACGUAGAAAUUUCUAGUACAUAAUUACUAACUUUUAUUAAAUGUAAUUUCUGGACAGGUACAUAAUAAAAUGAAUUAAGGUCAUACUGUUAACCUGAAUAUACUAGAGGAUACGUUUGAUUGAAUUGAAUAUUUGUAUUUAUUUAUUUUAAGAUAAUAUAGGAUAUCCAUAUUUCAUGCUAUUUAAUCAUUGUAUGUUAUCAAUGCGAAAGUGUUAGUUAGUUUGUUUGUGACCUAUUCACCGAUUUUGUUGAACAUCAGCAAAUAUAUUGAUUGUUUUGCUUUCGACGUGAGAUGGACACAUGAUGCUUUAUUAUCCGGAACAGAAACAAACUAACGUUCCUAGUUACACUAAACUAAACCCUAUGUUACAUUUUUGCUCGGCUACACAGCUAAAUCGAUCUUGGCGAAAUUUUGUAUAAAUAUAGCUUGGCAUCUUAGAGACGUACUUAUGAUACUUUAUAGGCAGGAGACAAAAAAUGUAUUCCCUGAUGAUAUAUCCAUUAACAAUGGAUAAAUUUGUUCCCCUGCCAAAACAUGCCAUCAGGGGAAAGGAGAAGUUAACACCCGUUAGACACAUCGAGCUUUUACGGCCGAAAGCGUAUCCGACCAAAAUUUUUUAAAAAGGAAUUGUAAAAGAAGGUUUUUUGGUAUAAUAAAUAAACCUUCUUUUGGAAUAAAUUUUAUUUGUCGGCUACGCUAAUCUGGCGGUAAAGGUUCGAAAUUAUAAGUGUAUUAUUUGGAUAUCGGGGAGUAAAUAAAACUGUGGUAAAUAUACAUUUUGCACAUAACACGUCAUAAGUUAAAAAAGCACUGCCCAACCUAAAAUUUUAUAAAUAAUUAAUCUGGGAUGAAGAUUUCUCCAUUUCUCCACGCCAUCUUCCAGCCUACCCUGGUAAAAAAAAAACCUUUUGCACGCCACGGCUUUAAGCUUAAUAUUUUUGUGAUAUUAAAUGCCUUUGCACACUUUAUCAAUUUCACACCGACUUAACUGAAUUUAAGAGCAUUGGUAUGUGAGCUUUAUGUUAUGUAACAUCAAACAAACUUUUCAGUAUUUUUGUGCUAGCCACACGUCGUUCACCUAACAACACUCCAUGUCCCAUAACUCAUGUUAUAUAUAAAGCUUACAAAUCCUAUAAUAUGAAUCAACUCUGUGUUUAGUCGACAAAGCGUGCGAAUGCUAUUAUUCUUACUAUAUAUUGUCUACCAAAAAGAUUAUAAAUAGACUUACGAUUCUUUAAAAAUAUUAACAUUACCUAAUAAUGAAUUAUCGUGUAUUGGUUAUCUUUUUUUGUAUAUAUACUGGUAUCGAUAAAUAAAUUUGUUUCAUGGUUA